Darwinula stevensoni is the source of this 1155-nucleotide messenger RNA. The record is from the annotation of a GenBank genome assembly. NCBI's taxonomy places the organism in Eukaryota, Metazoa, Arthropoda, Ostracoda, Podocopida, Darwinulidae.
AUGAAGGAGUGGGAUGCAAUCCAGUCUUCCGUUACCGUCCUUGGACCACGUGAGGACUGUAUUCAGCGAAAUGACCUCGACGUUGCCUUUGGAUCCUUCGCGGGCGGUCAGCCAGGGAUCAUUCCCAUCAUCCAGUUUCUCUUCACAGAGGGAAGAGGAGGCGUCUCUCGAGAACUCAUCCCACUCUUUCCGAGUACCUGCCAAGAAGCAUGGGAUGAAUGCCGGCUGAAUGAUGCUUGCCACGCGCGGGUCCAUCCCCUCGACGGUGCAUGCCGAGCGAGACUUUGCAGCCCCACCAUUUGCAGAGCGGCCAUCCGGGAUCUGUACGGGAAGCUCCCCCAAGAGAUGUCGUCUUCGCUGGCAUUCUGCACGUGCCAAGCCGGGGAUGGGCCAUGCAUAGAUGCGCUGCUCCGGUUCUAUCCUUCCUGUUCCUUCCUUCUUCCCGAAUGCUCUACGUCUGCUCGUCGAUGUAUGGAAAAUCCCGCUUGCAGUUGUCAACCUCCUCCACCCCCGCCACUCCGAAAGUGGAUCAAUCGGCUCCUUUACCAGCGACGAGAAUUACCAAAUGCUGUUCUCAUCGAAGGGUUCUGUGAGGUCAGUGCUGGUGGAGACAACAGAUUCCUGGUCCCAUUUGGUGGAACCAUUAGGGUGUACGAGACGAAGAGAAGGGGCUGUUCAGAUGUGUGCGAAUGCGAUGGAGAAGGGGAAAUUCGGUGUCGACGACUGCCCUGUAUUCGCUUCUGGCCAUGUUCAUCCUUCUCGCAUGGGAGCCUGUUCAAGGAUUCUAUCCGCGGCAGAUGCCUCUGUUAUGCAGGCCAUCUCAUCUGUGAAGCCCCUCCCCUCGGCCCCGAAAACCUUCAGAUGAAGCAUGGAGUUUUCCUAACCAUCGGAUUUAGCUCUGAGGAAUUCCAGAUCCUCCAAGGAUUCACGGGCAAGGACUUCCCGGACAUCACUGCAGGCCUUCAGAAUCUCUUGCAACACCACAGAGGCAUCAACCAGAGUGUAUGCGAGCUGCAGUUGAAAGCCGUGGAAGACGAAAACCUUGUCUAUAUAGCUGAGAUGGAUGAGACUCAGCACCGGUCCGUUCAUUCUACUAUCGCUGCCCAGGUCAAAAGACUUCAACAAAGCACUUUCCAUCCCUCUAUAUCGCAGUGA